This is a messenger RNA of Ipomoea triloba (trilobed morning glory), 1040 nucleotides long. Its product is annotated as leucine-rich repeat protein 1-like. Bases 104 to 745 code for a protein of 213 amino acids. The record is from RefSeq and is a predicted model, not a curated record. The transcript is spliced from 7 exons. Gene Ontology annotation, molecular function: protein binding. Lineage: Eukaryota; Viridiplantae; Streptophyta; Magnoliopsida; Solanales; Convolvulaceae.
UUGAUUCCUUGCCUCCUAUUUGCUUCAAAUUCUCUCUCUCUCUCUCUCUCUCUGAGACAUUCCCUCUUCACUUAAAGUCUUCUUCUAAACUGAAGCUCCAAUAAUGGAGAUUUUCACCAUUCUCUUCCAUCUUCUUCUCCUCAUCUCCUUGCCACUCUAUGAUGCAAACUCAGAAGGAGAUGCUUUGUAUGCACUGAGAAGAGCAGUGAGAGACCCUAAUAAUGUUCUGCAGAGUUGGGAUCCAACGUUGGUUGAUCCUUGUACUUGGUUUCAUGUUACCUGCGACUCUGACAAUAGGGUCACUAGACUUGAUCUGGGAAACGCAAAGCUGUCGGGGAAUCUGGUACCGGAGUUGGGGAAGCUGGAGCGUCUUCAGUAUCUGGAACUAUACAUGAACAACUUGGAAGGACCCAUUCCAGCAGAGUUUGGUGGGCUCAAGAGUCUUGUGAGCCUUGAUCUUUACCAUAAUAACCUCACUGGCACCAUCCCUCCUUCCCUCUCCAAACUCUCCAACCUGCGCUUCAUGCGGCUGAACGGCAACACCCUAACAGGAAGAAUACCAAGACAACUUACCAAGCUUGCAAAUCUCAAGAUUCUGGACUUGUCGAGCAAUGACUUGUGUGGUACGUUUCCAACAACGGGUUCUUUCUCAAAGUUUAACUCUGAAAGCUUUCUGAACAAUCCGAGGUUAGAAGGGCCUGAACUGGUGGGUUUUGUGAGAUACGACGUUGGAGGAUGCAACUGAAGAUUAGAAGAAGCCAAGUCAAACUAAUAUUAGGAAAAACAAUCUGUUGUAACAUCUGCUCAAAUGAAAAUUUCUGCUGUAACAUAGUAUAUGCUAAUAUAUGCUUCUGCUAAUGAAGCUAUAAAAAAUGAGGUUUUCUCAAGCAUCCAAAAUGUUCUUUUAGCUAUACAUUAUAGCUUGUUAGAACUUAGAAGGAACUCCCUUUGGUAACUUUGUACCCAGUCAACAAACAGUAACAUGUUACCCUGGGUAGAGCAUAAUUUUCGUAUCAAAAUAUCAUAAGUUUAAUUAUUGC